ACGGCACGACUGUGUUGUGGGAAGCUGGGAGGUCCAGUCGUGCUGUGUGUGGAGUCUGCGCUGAUACACGGAGCCGCCGGCCGGUUAUCUGCGGGAGAGGCAGCGCUCUACACGGCCGUUACCGAGGUAACAGACUUCUUGAAUUUCCAGAGAUGUCUGUACAGGCCUUGACAUUGACCAGUUACAAUACAAAGCAAGUUCAGAAUUGUGCAAGGGCGGCGCAGGUGGUAAAUGAUAAUAAACGGCACUCUGCCUUGAAACCGACGGAUGUUCCCGACCCUCCUCUGAGCAUGAAGCCAAGGAUCCCUACCAUUCUAUUUCCAGAAGGUGAACUACCUCGGCCAGCAGUUAUCGGAGUAGGAGGUAGCUAUGGCUCUUAUACUGAUAGUGCGACUGCAAUUAAAGAAAUCCUGUCUUCAGUUUUAAAAAUACCAAGCAGUAUUAAAUCCACGCUGUCUGUGAAUGCACAUCUCCAGGACAGUGACGCAGAGAACUGGGAGGACAGCAGCACCGGUGGCCAUAAUGAGGAUUUAGAUAGUGAUUCUGAUGGUAUUCCUUUACUGCCAUGUACAGAAAAUGACAUCCGGUUUAAUAGACACAUGGCAGUCUGGGAUAACUCCCAGUCGGACUUUCCUGUUACCCCUCCAUCGGACUCACUUGCUUCCUCACCCAGUGAUCCUAUCACACGCACGCAAGGUGUACCCGAGCUGGAAUUGGCACCUUACUUGAAAUGCAACACCUGCUCUGAAGUAAUUUUACCUGGAUCCGAAUUAACCUCACCAUUGAAUCGACGAUUUUCUUCUCCCAGUAUUACACCCCUCAAUUUAAGUCUGCAUAAUCCCCCUUUAGAACAGUUUACAGAGGCUUCCACUGUAGAGGACCAUCGGAGAUCAUGGUCCUAUUCGAAUAUUUUUAAAGCAGUAAGUGGAAAUUUACCGACGUCAAGCACAGAAGCCCUGCACCACUCCAGAGAAAACCUAUUUGAGCCAACCGUGUGCCUGGAGGAAGAAAAUGGUCACUUUCUGGCAGCCGACCUGUUUAUGUCCCUGGUUGAGGUGAUGAAGAGCAGUUGGCAGUAUGAGCAGUGGAGGACAGAAGGAGGAAUGCAAUGGCUGAAGAAAGAUGCAGAGGAGACCUGCUACCGAAGAUGCAAGGCCAACUCCGAAUCUGCCACUUCUGUUGAUAGCGGUUAUGAGGGUUUAGCUCCGUUGCAGAAUUCUCCUGUUGAAACUAUAUUCGAGGAGGAAGAAUAUAAAUGCCCCACAACCUGUGAAAACUAUGAGGACAGUGACGAAUUUGUGAUAAUAGAAAUGGAAGACUAUGAGAAGCUGUCAACAAAGCAGUCAGAUGACACGAGAGAAAGGACGGAUUCCAAAGCCUUGAACUCUGCUGAGCAGACGGCCCGGAAUCUGUACAGAGCUUUUCGACAGCAAUGGGCUCGAUUUGAUGGAGAUGUGCAGCUCCCUGCAGAACUGACCAUCGAGACACUGUCCUGUAAAAACGCCAUUCCAGAAGAAUUUGAAUCUAGUGCAAGUCUGGUCGAGGAGAUAAAACGGUUCAGAAUGAGGGAUACCGAAGACUGGUCUCCUCCACGGUUUCAGAUUAUUAGCGCUGUGCACCUGUACAUAAAGAGGGAUGAAGUCGUAGCAUCACAAAACUUUCUAUGUGUUGGCUGUGGAACAAAAGUAGAGCUAAGGUACACCAACAGACUGCGGUACUGUGAUUACCUGGGGAAGUAUUUCUGCGAUUGCUGUCACCAUUACUCGGAGAGCUCUAUUCCAGGCCGCAUUCUCUCUAAAUGGAACUUCAGUAAAUACUAUGUCAGCAACUUCUCUAAAAGCGUUCUAGAUAAAAUAUGGGACAGCCACACAUUCAAUGUGCAGACUGAAAACCCAGCGCUCUACAAGAAAGUGAAGGAUCUAAACCGAGUCAAGGAAGUGCAGGAACAGCUUAUUCACAUCAGGAAGCUGGUGACAACUUGUCGUUUUGCUGAGAGUGUUGUGAAGGCCUUUGAAGAGGUCCCCUCUCACCUCACACAGACGCUGCAUCUCUUCACAUUGGGCGAUUUGUCAAAAGUCAAGCAGAAGUCCCUUUUACCAGGUCUCCGGGAGCUCCUGGCUCUGGCUGUAGCCCAUGUGGAAGAAUGUGAGUUGUGCAAAGCCAAAGGUUUUAUUUGUGAAUUUUGCCAAAAUUCCAGUGUGAUCUUUCCUUUCCAGACUGAAACCUGCAGAAGAUGUGAAGCUUGUAAAGCGUGCUAUCACAAGGACUGCUUUAAGACCAAUGACUGUCCCAAAUGCUUAAGGAUCAUGGCAAGGGAAGCCCUAAAAAGUGACCUUGCGUUAUCAUCAAGUGGCAAAGUGGACUCGAGCUCAACAACCUGAGUGCAAUAAUGAGCAACUUGUAUAUUGUGUAUAUUUUAGUUUUGCAGUGUAAAACAAUCUAUUUAUGACAGUGCGAGCUUGGUUUGUCUUGUACUCUUUUAUUGAAUGUAAACAUUAGAAGUAGCAUUUUAUUAAACACUUUGUUUUUUUAGGUUUAUUGAACUUCUGUUAAGGAUGUCAGUAGAUUUUGUGCCUUAAUAUGACCUGACGUCACAACAGGCUGCAGGGCGCAGAGGCUGUCGUCAAUAGGCUGGACCCUCGCUGCAAGCAAACACUGCUGUACUUGCAAAGAGGAUCAGUGCUGAAAGGGUUUUGCACAGUGUUUGAUCAGUGAUUUUCAGCAGUUAUUGUGAGCCAAAAGCAGGUGCAGAUCUACACAGAACAGGUGCAAAUCUUUCCAUUAUACCUUAUCUCUGAGUAGCUUCCAAUCCUGGUUUUGGAAAUCAUUGACCAAACACUGGCUGUGAAAGCGGCCUAAAGGGCUUUUCUGGGAUCAGUAUAUUGAUGGUUCAUCAAUAUCAGAUCAUGAGGAUCCAAAUUUUACACCCCCCGCCAUUCAUCUGUUUGAAGGGGCAAUGGUGCUCGUGAGAGUGCUGCAGACUCAUCAGUGUUAUCCUCAGCCUGUCUACCUGCUUACCAUACAUGAAGCAGCAGUGGUGCAAGGUAC
This is a messenger RNA of Bufo bufo (common toad), 3048 nucleotides long. It is a transcript of the gene RUBCNL, whose product is annotated as rubicon like autophagy enhancer. Bases 153 to 2381 code for a protein of 742 amino acids. Gene Ontology annotation, cellular component: autophagosome membrane; intracellular membrane-bounded organelle. The record is from RefSeq and is a predicted model, not a curated record. Gene Ontology annotation, biological process: autophagosome-lysosome fusion; autophagosome-endosome fusion; autophagosome maturation. The transcript is spliced from 16 exons. NCBI's taxonomy places the organism in Eukaryota, Metazoa, Chordata, Amphibia, Anura, Bufonidae. Gene Ontology annotation, molecular function: phosphatidylinositol phosphate binding.